AUGAUUAACUCCGUCAUGGACUUGGCCAGGUGGAAAAAGUCGCUAGCCUACGUUGAAAUUACAAACUUCGUUGAGACUGUUAACACCGCAGUUGUAUCCAGGUCUAUUUCUGAAGACCAAAAGCACUCUGAAGUAAUGUGCUUUAAAUUACUUGACGUGAUGUAGAAUAUUUCGAAAGUGACCGUGCUAAUUUCAAAAUUAGACGACCAUAUUAGCGAAGUUCCUCUAGACCAAGACGUCCAACGGUUUGGCAACAAGGCGUUUCGUACGUGGUUCCAGUGGCUGUCCGAAAACGCUGGGGCAUUCUGUUCUGAAAUGUUGAGCUGCCAGGAAAUCUCGGGUCAGCAGUUAAAAUGUUUGUUUUUGCGUUCCUUCUUCUUAUGACUGUCCGAACGUUCCCCAUUUUAAACACUUCGUUUUCCAGUGGUGGACGUCGCAGACGACGGUUCUAGGCCUUUAUAUCGGCGCUGGAUAAACCGAAAUGGAUUUUCUGUGGAAAUAACUAUAUUAUCAUCCUGAAGAAAUUUGGAGGCCGACAAAAAUGGGCAGUCGAGUUUUGUUCGUCUCAUUAACUAGGCAUUGCGGACUUCAAAUCCCAUUUUCGAGUCGGUUUUUGCGUGCUCGGGUCGUAUUUGAAAAUCUCAUAGAGGGACACCGGACCCUGACCCACAUAAAAUAAGUUACUAGCUAAAAGAACGCGCACUGGCCUGUGUGUCCGUUCUUAGCCUAUUCCAUCUGUCAGGAGAACCCAUUUUCCCAGUGUUGCUGCCUGUUGAAUAAUCUGAGAACCCCCGAUGUCUGUUGUCCUCAGUUUAGCCGAAAUUGGAUGCGUGUAUGUAGCUAACGCACCUUUAAUGCAGCAACAGCUUUGAUUAAAAGUUUGCAUAAGAAUAACCUCUAAGUAGUCGGACGCUCUUAGCCGGUGGUAUUACUGAAACUUGGUUUUCUAAAGGUUUGUAGAGCAGUUUACUUGUAAAAUGCUGGACUUUUCUAAAAUAAAACCUGGUCACCGCCGUUGGAAAGUCACAGUACUUUCGCACAAUUACUGUCCUAAAGUGGCUCAGUAGAGGACUUCUGAAGGGCAAUGCGGCGUGCCUUUACAUACAAGUUUGCGGGUGAUACAUUUCCAUUAGUAUCAGAGUAAAUACGAGGAUCGACGCGACCAAAACUCGCUUGGUUUGUUAGAUGUAAUAGUUAAUAACAGCGGAAUCACCUGGUUGUCUAUUUUUUGUCGUCACUAACCGUGUCAAUCCUCACAGCACUGGUGUCCGGUAAUUAUAAUCAUUGUAUUGCGAAGCCAAGAGUAAGUUGCCAGAAGUUUAGCUUGUGUGCUCCAGUCAGUUCCUUUAAAACUUGCGCGUGUCUCUAUUGUGUCGUCAACUUUAUCAUUGGAUGUAUGCCGCAACCCUGGGAGCCAGUGAAAUUUAAGAUCAAAAGUUUCUAGGUUGUCGGCUGCAGUGUGGUCUCUUCAUGCGUUUAACAUCGUUAUUGAUGUAAAUUAAAAUGUCGAGAGACGUAAGUCACGUUACUGCAUAAUGAGACGCUUCAGUAGGAGAUAUGACUUCUGUGCCGCUCGAAAGUUCUUAUCAUAAGACUAUAACUGCGAUUUUUGUACACAACCUAUUCUACAGGCUACUGUUGUCAUGUCUAAACCAAAAAAAAACAACUGACUGUCAGAGAACUCUGUUUUAUUGGGAAUGUUUUCACAUGCCGCUUUCAUUUAGCAGUACGUGUGUACACGACGAUCCGACUAUGUCCUACGAGAUAUGACAGUUUUCCAAAUCUGGGUUAUCAUGGUCUUUACUGAAAUUACCGAGAGAAGUGACUUAUUGCUGCGGCAGGACUAUGGCGGUAUCAGGUUACCGCCAACUUGACGAUUGUCCGCAGAAUCCUCAAAUACUAUCGCUGUUGUGAGCAGCCGACUUUUUAUACCUGAUCACCAAUCUUCCGAUCUCGAAAUUUUCUGCAACCUAUACUGUUGCAUGACUGCGCGUCAAUUAACUAUGCCACCGAAUAGCCUCAUUUUCGCCACUCAGAAUCGUUAUUCAGUGUUUGAGUGUUCAAGUGGGCAUCAGAGGAAGUAAAUGGACACAGUCACUGCACAGUGCACGGGCGUGGCAGCGCACAUUUUUAGACCUCGGUAGACAGAAUAUUCGAAUAUUGCUCGGUGGGUAAUUUGCGAGCACGAGUCUGCCACUAACUGAGAACAGACUUACAAGAUGUAGUUGGCCUGCGGUAUAAGAACGGCUAAACCAUGCAGGGUAGACGCGGUUAAAGUUCUGCCAUUUCCACUUUUCGGAAUAUGAUUCCCGUCUUCCAGAAUUCAAUAUGUCCAUUUCUCCGACUCAGAAAGUGACAAACAGGAGAUUGCAACGUAUCUGACUGAAUCCGUCGGAAACGCUACUCGUAUCGACUACGGCACAGGACAUGAACUAGCCUUUAUUGCCUUUGCUCUAUGCUUGUUCAAAACCAAGUUUCUGCAAGCUCCGGAGCCCCAACCGACACCAAAAAAGAUGGACAAUAAUGCUGUACUGGACGAUAUUUCCGCCGUGGCUCUGGUCUUGAUGCCCGCAUAUCUGAAGUUGGUUCGCCACCUUCAAACCUACUUCCGGAUGGAACCCGCAGGAUCACAUGGGGUGUGGAGCCUCGAUGACUUCCAGUUCGUCCCCUACAUCUGGGGCAGUAGUCAACUGGUUGGUACGUUGGUUUGUCUUGAUUUAACUCUCCGACGCAUUUUAAGGCACAGGCUUGUACGAACCAAAGGCGAUACCCAAUCGCGAAGUUGCCGCGAAGGAACGUAGCGCGAACUUACUUUUCUCCUGCAUCGAUUACAUUUUUCAAGUUUGUAGUUCCAUUCACUCAAUUUUAGCCUUACGAAUAGGUUAAAUCUGGUCCCUUUGCCGAACACUCAAGUACCCUACAAGGUAUAAGCGAAAUAGCACAGUGGGAAAAGGUCAACUCGGGGAUGAUUAAAAUGUACAAAGGAGAGGUACGUCAGGAUGGCUACAAUAAGACUUGACUUUAUGAUGACUGAGAAUCAGAAUAACUUUGUAUGAUAGGUAAUGGACAAGUUCCCCAUCAUCCAACAUUUCCUCUUUGGUAACCUGCUCAAAAUCGAUCCGGCCCCGCCGAGACCAAUUGGGCCUCCCACCAGAAACCGGAUGUUGCCGCCUUCACUCACCCCUAACAGUGGACCGCCAAGGAAACCACUUUCUCCGCCUUCAUGGAUUCCUCCUUCUGGCGAUCCGUAG
Molecule: messenger RNA, 3251 nt
Organism: Spirometra erinaceieuropaei
Lineage: Eukaryota; Metazoa; Platyhelminthes; Cestoda; Diphyllobothriidea; Diphyllobothriidae
Source: the annotation of a GenBank genome assembly